CAAAGCCCUAGCACGAUUGCCUUGUAAGCGCGUAGUCAGAGUCCAUCCCGACGCUCGCGGGAGGGUGUCUCUCCUCCGUCUCUGGAAGCUGCGAAAUCGGCGGGAGGCGCGCGUUGCUGCGCCCGCGGUGAGGCCACGACACAUCUCCCCCUCCAGAAAGCAAUUGCUAAGGUUUUCCUUGAGCCUCACAAGACUGGUCUGGCAGUUUAUACAGAAGAGGUCCAUCUGUGGUUAUCAUUUGCAUGGAUAAAAUAUCUGCUUCUGGUCUUGUUCAGGACAAUGGAAAAAUUGGGAAUAUUACAGCCUCUUCGCCUGCCAAGGGGAAAAGGGGAAGGAAAGGGUCCCAAGUAGUUGCAAGUAAAACAUAUCCCUUGAGAUCUGCUCAUAGUAGUGCCAGGGUGCUUCGGUCUACCUCGAAAAACAAGAAUAGGAUACCUGAUGAGCCAGCAACCCCCUUGAGAUCUGCACAUAGGAGUGCCAGGGUGCUUCAAUCUACCUCAAAAAACAAGAGUAAGACACCUAAUGAGCCAGUAAAUAUCUUGGGAUCCACACAUAGCAGUACCAGGGUGCUUCGCUCUACCUCAAAAAAGACGGCUAAGGCACCAAUUGAGCCAGUAAAUGAUAAUACUACUUUUCAACCAGCUGCGAGAAAAAGGAAAAGAGGCAGGCCCUCGAAUGCAGCGAGUCCCAAGAAUGAUCACAUCAAAAUUCGUCAGCGAGUUAGAUACAUUUUGAAUCGGAUGAACUAUGAACAAAGUUUAAUUCAAGCUUAUGCCAGUGAAGGCUGGAAAGGUCAAAGCUUGGAAAAGAUAAGACCUGAGAAGGAGCUUCAACGAGCCAAGGCAGAAAUCUUGCGAUGCAAGUUAAGAAUUCGAGAAGCUUUCCAGAAUAUGGAUUCUCUUCUAUCUGAGGGAAAGCUUGAAGAAUCUUUGUUUGAUUCUGAGGGAGAAAUAUCUAGCGAAGAUAUUUUCUGUGCCAUAUGUGGUUCAAAGCAUGUUACAUUAAGAAAUGAUAUCAUUCUUUGUGAUGGAGCCUGCGUUAGAGGGUUCCAUCAGAAAUGUUUGAACCCUCCUUUAUUGGCACAAGAUAUUCCUCCGGGGGAUGAAGGAUGGCUUUGCCCUGCUUGUGAUUGCAAAUUGGAUUGUAUAGAUGUACUAAAUGAACUCCAAGGGAGCACACUUUCUAUUCAUGACUCAUGGGAGAAAGUUUUUCCCGAGUCAGCUUUGCUUGCGAAUGGUUCAAAUCAGAUUGGUUCAUCCGAUCUUCCAUCGGAUGAUUCAGAGGACAAUGAUUAUAGCCCUGCUUUAGCUGAAGGGCAGAUGGUGGAUGAAAACAAAUCAUCUGCAGAGGAUGAGGACGAAGUAUCAGAUUCUGAUGACUCAGAUUUUAUGACAUCGUCUGAUGCUUCUGAACUUUCUAUGAAGAAAAGGUCUGAAUCAAAGAACAAAAAGACAGUCGAUGACCUUGGUUUGCCUUCUGAGGACUCUGGGGAUGAUGACUUCGAUCCAGCAGGUCCAGUUUCCAGCGAAGACCAGAAGGCCAAAACUAACUCAGAGGAGUCAGACUUCACAUCUGACUCUGAUGAUUUCUGUGCUGAGAUUGCUAAAUCUUGUGGCCAGGAUGAAGUUUCGCCACCUUCAUCUUCAGACCAUGCUGAUGGAAUCGAAAUCAGCGCUGUUGAUAAUCAACUUGGUCAAGAAGAUAACAAUCGUAUAAUUAUGGAGACCGAACUAGAUCAGGACGUGGUGCUUCCAGUUUCAAGUAGGCGACAAGUUGAACGUUUGGAUUACAGAAGGCUUUAUGAUGAGGCUUAUGGAAAAGAAAUGUCUGAUUCAAGUGAUGAUGAAGAGUGGUCUGGAGAUAGCACAUCCUCAAAUGGAAAUCUAGAUGACAGUGGAACAGAUUCGCUUGCUGGGUCUCUUCAGUUUGCGAAAAUACACUCUAGAAGACCGCAAGCUGGGCACCAGAAUAAUAAGCAUACUCCACAGACUGGACGAUGCAGUGUUUCAACUGGACAGUGCAGUGAAGUGCUUUACUCCAAUGGUAGUAGUAGCACGUCCCAUAAAAAACAUUUUGGUCCUAUUAUUAAUCAGAAGCUUAAGGUGCAUUUGGAGAAAGAUCCUUAUCCUAGUCGCCCAACAAAAGAAAGUUUGGCACAAGAGCUAGGCCUGACAUUCAAUCAGGUCAGUAGAUGGUUUUCUAGCGCUCGUCAUUACUCAAGAAUUGCUGGUGCGAAAAAAGAGAAGCAUCCAGAAAAUUAUACUGCUGAGAAUGAUAGAACCGCUGCAGAUAUACAACAGAGAGAACCCAAUGGCAAGGUAUUGGAAAAACAAUCUGUAGAUAGAAUUGACAAUGUUUCUGAGGGAAGGGUGGCAGCACAAAAUAAUAUUGAUGAAGGUAAGAAAGGAGAUGCCCCAUUCAAACAAGAUAUCAGCUGUGAGCAGACAGUGGUUGUGAUUCCUACGGUUGUCAACCAAAAUUGCACUACGAACUCAAGAAAAGUUGGCUCACCAAAUAGUGUCCCCGGGGAAAAUCAGCACAGUGGUACCUCAAGGAAAGCAGAACAUACCCCAUUGAAACAAAAUACCGGCUGCAAACAGACAGUGGUUGUGUCUCCUGUUGACAAUCAAAACUGCACUGCCAGCACAAGUAAUGUCGGCUCACCAAAAAGUGUGCCUGGAGGAAACAAGCGCCGUGACGCAUCACGGAAUAUUGGAAGCCCGAGAGCUGGGUCUGCAGGGAACAAGAUUCCUGGGCUAGAACAUGUGGACGAAGCAAGGAGAAAGGCAAUACUGCGGGAGCUGAGAAAGAUGAAGGCAGGCAGGUGAAAGCUCCCAAGGGAUAUUUUGAACUAUCAGCGGGAGCUCUGGUUUGCUUUUCAUCAGAUGGGCUAGGAACCCUGGUGAAGAUGGCUGAUAGCCAUAUAUUUUAUGUCCCUUUUAGAGCCUUUCUAAGCUUCCAGCAAGAAGUUCUGACUGGGUGCAUCUGGAAUCUGAAGUACUUGAGCCUCAACAUGGGCUAAGCUGAGUGAUCACAGUAUUAGCGUACUCUGUAGAGUGUAGACUGCACCGGACAUAAGAAAUGUCGUUGGCCAUGUUGUAUCAUCUAGAUGGGUAGACAUGUUUAAAAAACUGAUGUGAACCGUUCCUUUGAUUGUAUCUUGUUCUUUUGACAUUCUGUAAACUGAGAUUUGUUCCGCCCUUUUUUUUGACGAAACAACCUUCAGCGGGUUA
Molecule: messenger RNA, 3233 nt
Organism: Brachypodium distachyon (stiff brome)
Lineage: Eukaryota; Viridiplantae; Streptophyta; Magnoliopsida; Poales; Poaceae
Product: homeobox protein HAZ1
Exons: 9
Coding region: 243-2828 (861 amino acids)
Biological process (GO): regulation of DNA-templated transcription; chromatin organization
Cellular component (GO): nucleus
Molecular function (GO): chromatin binding; DNA binding
Source: RefSeq, a predicted model, not a curated record